CUUCUUCCUCAACACUCUCCGCUCUUCUCUGUUAUUCCCAUCUCCCUCUUUUCUGUAUACAUUUAUCAUUUUAUAUCACAACUAUCAUGGGUUCCGAGUCUCUUAGGAACAGAUGUGCAGGAUGCUAUAGAGAGUUCAAUAAGAAAGAACACCUUGUUGACCACAUGAGGACCUCAUUUCACUCUGUUCAUGAACCCAUGUGUGGAUCUUGUGGCAAACACUGCCGCUCUUUUGAAUCCUUAAGGGAGCAUCUUAUUGGACCCUUGCCAAAGGUAGAAUGUGCUAGGGUGUUCAGUGUCCGAGGAUGCAGCUUUUGCUUGACUAUUCUCAACAGCCCUAAUGCUGUGCGAGGUCAUCGGCAAACAUGCCAGUUCUCGCGGGAAAAUCUUGGUUCACCCAACGACAUCCUAUCUCGAAUGUCCAACUUGGGUAUCCACAACGAAGAGAGAACGAGAGGACCACAAGUCUUUGCGCUAGGUUGCAAAAUGGUUGGUGGAGGAAGUGACGGAACACUAGAUCUUUGUGCAAGAGUGUGCCUUAUUGAUGAGCAUGCAAGAGUCAUAUUUCAUGCUUAUGUUAAGCCACUCAUUGCGGUCACUAACUACCGGUAUGAAACAACUGGUGUGCGACCUGAGUACUUAAAGAGUUCAAACGCAAUGCAGCUGAGGGAUGUUAAGAAAAUCAUUCAAGAUUUCUUGUGCAAUGGUGAACCGCUAUGGAAGAUAGGUUCAAAAGAUGGAAAAGCAAGGAUACUUGUAGGUCAUGGUCUGGAUCAUGACCUGAAUUGUUUAAAUUUGGAAUAUCCAUCACACAUGCUAAGGGAUACAGCCAAAUAUCCACCAUUAAUGAAAACCAGCAAGCUGAGCAACUCCCUUAAAUACCUAACACAGACUUAUCUGGGGUACGCUAUUCAAACUGGAAUACAAGACCCUUUUGAGGAUUGUGUAGCAACAAUGAGGCUUUACAAGAGAAUGCGUAAUCUAAAUCAUAAAACCGAAGAUUAUUCAAUUGCUACAGAUGCACAAAACCGUAACAGUAGUAUUUUUGCAAGUCGAAGACAGAACGAGCUCGAGAGGAUGACCCCGGAUCAGUUGUUGGCCAUUUCAAGGUCUGAUUACUAUUGUUGGUGCUUGGACUCAAAAUAAACACCGGAAAACAUUAAUUCCAAGAGUUUAUUCUGCUACAAUAGUGGACUGAUAAAGGCAUAUAGCUCUUGCGACUAAGAACUAUUAUAAUAACUUAUAACCUAAUUCAAAUUUAUAAUAGCUCUUAAUUAGCUUCAUCUAAUAUUAGAAAGAAGAAUAAAACAUGGUAUAUAUAUCCUUUAUGCAUAUAUAUAUCCCCGCAUACUAGUAUAAUACUAAAGGAGAACAACUAGUAAAUGUGAUUGGCUUCCUAUGGUACCAUGUCCAAAUGCAAUCAUCAUCAGCAGCAAUAUAUGUAAUGUAAGUAUGCUGGCAUGGCACUACGCAUCUUGCAUUGUUAUGUAAUCUUCUGUUCAGAUGAAGAUCCAAAAGAAGAGUUAAUGUAUUUUCAUACUACUUGAGAUUCUAUAUUUUGUUCUU
This is a messenger RNA of Papaver somniferum (opium poppy), 1565 nucleotides long. Its product is annotated as RNA exonuclease 4-like. The annotation marks the transcript as partial. The record is from RefSeq and is a predicted model, not a curated record. Gene Ontology annotation, molecular function: nucleic acid binding; 3'-5' exonuclease activity. Gene Ontology annotation, cellular component: nucleus. Lineage: Eukaryota; Viridiplantae; Streptophyta; Magnoliopsida; Ranunculales; Papaveraceae. The transcript is spliced from 7 exons. Gene Ontology annotation, biological process: rRNA processing.